Messenger RNA from Mobula hypostoma (lesser devil ray), 1816 nucleotides. RefSeq names its product Zinc finger protein 706-like. The record is from RefSeq and is a predicted model, not a curated record. The coding region runs from base 167 to 394 and encodes 75 amino acids. NCBI's taxonomy places the organism in Eukaryota, Metazoa, Chordata, Chondrichthyes, Myliobatiformes, Myliobatidae. The transcript is spliced from 4 exons.
GGGUGGGCUGUAGCCCUGUUGCAGGCCACACACCGCGCCUCGGCCUGGGCGACCGGUAAUCCGGCUUCACGUUGGCGUUGCUUGUUGCUCUUCACGCUCGUUGUUCAGCAGCCGCUUCGCAGUCUCUGGAGAGUUGCCGGUUCUUGAAUAUUUCCUGAAUUUCAUCAUGGCUCGUGGACAGCAGAAGAUCCAAGCCCAGCAGAAGAAUGCUAAGAGACAAGCUGAAAAGAAGAAAGGGGGAUCUGAUCAAAAGGCGGCAGCAAAGGCAGCACUUGUGCACACGUGUCCAGUCUGCAAGACACAGAUGCCAGAUCCUAAAACCUUCAAACAGCAUUUUGAGAGUAAACAUCCCAAGUCUCCUUUGCCCCCUGAACUGGUAGAUGUACAGGCAUAAAUAAAAGCACAACUUGGAUAUGGACUUGGAUUUCUGCUGACACGGUGCACUGAAACCUACUACAUAAGGCCUGGAAAAGAUGAAGAGCAUUUGAUUCUUCAAACUUUUCAAUUUCUACUUACUACUGAACUUUGAUGUUUAAUCUUUUCAUGUUUUGGGACAAGGAAGCAUUGAAGAUUUUUUUUGUUUGGGCAUUACAAAGGUGCCAAUUCUUCAAGUGGGCUAAGUGGGAAAAGUGGUACAGAUCUUGUGAUAGAUUAGUACUAAUAUUGUUUCUUCACUACUUUUAAGCACUGGCAUCAUUGUGAUAUUAGUACUGCUGGAGUCUGUUACAAAUAUACGGGAGUUUGAUUCUGUGGCUUAAAGCUGUAGUGGUUAAUGCGAGAGCCACUUUGGUUGGAUACCAUGUUCCUAGAUUAUGACUAAAAAUUUCUUGAUCUCCCUGAGUGCAGCUCAGUCAGCCAUAUUAGCAUAUGUAUUCUUUGUUCAGCUUGUGUUCAGUACCUUCUUUGUAGAAGGGAUGUUGCAAUAUAUUAAAAAUUAUAUCCCUGUUACAAACAGUAAGUUGUGAUCAAUCCAUAAAGAUAAUCGGGUCUAUCACACUGGAUGUUUCCAAGUGAUUGCAGGACAAUUUAUUCUCUUGACCACCCUUUCUAAUUUUAAGCAUUUACUGUUCUGUUUGAUUUCCCAAAAAUAACAUUUGAUCAGCUCCAUGAAUCAUUGAGUAAGAUUCCCCACCUAUUUAUCAUGCAAAUGUUGGAUACUUUUGAAGGAACAGUCUCUUGAAACUUGCGUGCUUAUUCAGAGCUUUACAGAUAGUUUUGUAGCUAUAAUUUUUGGAAUUAGUUUGAUAACUAAUCUAUUAACUAGUUAUAAUUUCAUGAAUGAAAUUUGAAGGGAUUCCUCUAUAUAGAGAAAAAAAACAAUUAUCGCUGACUCAAAUUCCUAUUUCAAAUUACAGUAUUUAAGAUUGCAAUAGCUUUUAUUUCACCCAGAAUCUUGCCUAAUCAUACAUGCAGUAUUUUGUGAUUUAUCUGGAGCUCAAUGUGAUUUCAAUAAAUAUCAAAAGCACAUUUUCUUCUAGAAUGUCUCAGAAUUCCCUUAUUUUAAUGUUUAAAUGUCAUUUGUGACUAUGCUAGACUCAUUGUAUUGUUUCUUACCACAUGUAGCCCUUGAUCAUAGUCUUAAUAGUUCUGUAUUAAACUAAACCUACUCUAAGCUGCAGUCUAGCAUUUGAGUCUCGUAUAAUUGCUUUGAUUGGAAAUAUUGGGUAUACUAAGCACAUUGAAGAGGAAGCAUAUUUCCAUUGAUAAUUACAUGCUGUGAAUUCAGUAGUCUUUGAAGAUUGUAAUUUUUCAUCACUGUCUUGAGUUGCAGCUAACAAGAAAUGAAAUAUUUUGUUUCAGAACACUAUUAAUACAU